Molecule: messenger RNA, 695 nt
Organism: Oppia nitens
Lineage: Eukaryota; Metazoa; Arthropoda; Arachnida; Sarcoptiformes; Oppiidae
Product: nucleolar protein 16-like
Exons: 4
Coding region: 1-615 (204 amino acids)
Biological process (GO): ribosomal large subunit biogenesis
Cellular component (GO): nucleolus
Source: RefSeq, a predicted model, not a curated record
AUGUCAAAAGCAAAAGGAGUGUCAAAACGAAGAAAGGCAACAAAAAGGCCUAACUUUGUCCAUAAAACGAAACUCAAGAGACAGAGGAAUAAAAUCCUUAAGAAGACCGUCAAAAUUGAAUGUAAAUCAAUUCGCGAUUCAAUCGAUAAGAAGAAGAAUUUGACCAUAAAUUUCACUGCAAUGGGUCUCUCAUUAAAUCCAAACAAAACUUUGGCAAAAGUUGGUACUGAAGAGCAAAAUGAAAUUAAAAACAGUAAACGGAAAGAAGUGAAGAAUAAAUCUAAAGAUAAUUUGAAAAAGACUAAAGUUAUUGAAGAGUUGGAGGCAGAGGCCAGUAAAGAGAUCCCAAAGAAGUUUAAGUUCGGACCAAUUAAUGCUAAGUUUUGCGUUUAUAUGAUUGAAAAAUAUGGCGAUAAUUAUGAGGCAAUGGCAAGGGAUCCAAUCAAUUACUAUCAAGAAUCUGUUGGACAAAUCAGACAAAAGAUUAAAAAGUUUAAAGCGAUUCCAUCCAAUUGGAACUCAUAUCUUGAGGCAAAAAAAUUAAUCGAAACUCAAGAUACUAAUGAUAUUUAUUAUUUUACCCGUAAUGAAGUGGCAAAUAUAUUACAUUUAUAAUGGAGAUUGAAAGUGAAUCGUCAAAUAAAUGUCAGAAAAAGAUUCAGUUUACUGAAGACACAUUUGAUAGCCAACACGAC